CGUAACCGCGCAAAGCACUUCUAGCUAAAAUGAAUCGAUUACAACGUGGACAUUGGAUGGUCGGUGGAUUAGUUUGGAAGGAAUUGUUGAGUGUGUUGAUGGUGCUUUCGAUGGUUGUGAGUGGUUUAGAGGGGACCUCGACAACAAAAGUGGUGACGAAGUUUGGCCCAGUUAUUGGAAUGUGGAGCAGGAGUACCAGGGAAAGACUGAUCGCACAAUAUUUGGGGAUCCCAUAUGCCGAGCCUCCUGUUGGUGAUCUGAGAUUCAGGAGUCCACAGCCCUGGAAGCGUACGUGGAAUGAGACCUACUCGGCAACGGAAUAUGGCAACAUGUGCAUUCAGCUAGGGAAAGGAGGGCAAAUUCAUGGAAACGAAGAUUGUCUCUAUCUGAAUAUUUACGUACCCAUAAUUUCAGAGAAACGAGAGGAGAACAGAGAACUUCCGGUGAUGGUAUUUAUACACGGCGGAGGAUACGCCAUUGGAUCCGGCAGCGUGUUUCCGCCAAACUACUUGAUGGAACAAAAUGUAAUCCUAGUCACGCCCAACUAUCGUUUGAAUAUUCUGGGUUUCCUCAGCACUAGCAGCAAAGCGAGUCCAGGUAACUAUGGCCUAAAAGACAUUCGAAUGGCGUUACAAUGGAUACAGGAGAACAUUGCAUCGUUUCAUGGUGAUCCAAAUUCCGUGACGCUAUGGGGCCACAGUUCUGGUAGUAUCACGGUGCACCUGUUGGCCUUGAGCAGCAAAACGGACGGACUAUUCCACAGGUACAUUCUGCAGAGCGGGAUUGCUCUGUGCUCAUGGGCUCUGAAUACACCACGUUGGGCGAGACUCGCGGGAUUUCAUGUAGCAAGGACACUCGGUUGUCUUCCUGAGAAAGAAAAAGGGGAAGAAGAGGAGGAUGAAACAACGAGUGAAGGUCAUUUCGAGGGAAACUCGACGACAGUGAAACCUGAAGAGACGACUGAAAAAGAGGAGAACUAUCUCGACGAGGAAGAAGAGUAUGGUGAAGAGCAGGAAGAAGAGAUGAUGUCGUGUUUGAGAAACAUUGAGGCCAACAAGAUCGUCCCUGUACUUUUGGAUUUGUACAUGUGGAGGAACAAUCCCUGCUGCUUGUUUGGACCCACCAUCGAAGAGGAUUCAGAAGACGCCAUCGUAACGAUGCCCCCUUUGGUAACGAUCAAAAAUCGCCUCUACAAGGACAUACCAUUUAUCAUGGGAGUCGUUCAAGACGAAGGACUAAUCAAAACAGACGUUAUCCUGGUGCACGAGUCCAUGCAAGACGAGCUGGUCGACAACUUCGAUAGGUACUUGCCCCUCUUAACGAAUUAUUAUCAACUAAUUUCGAACACGAGCAAGUUUGUGACCGCAAUUGAAGAUUUCUAUUUCGGUGGGAACGUUUCUCGAUCGACGCUGGUGCAAAAUAUCACAGAGGUGCUUACCGAUGCUGCAUUUUUCUAUGCAGCGCAACAAAUGUUGAAUUAUCAAUCGGAAGUGAUGAAUUCCAACAGUUAUUUUUAUUUGUUCUCGUAUCAGGGUACUUUUAGCAACACUUUCGGCACCGGAUCUCCGGUUCACUACG
Habropoda laboriosa is the source of this 1578-nucleotide messenger RNA. Its product is annotated as esterase FE4-like. Lineage: Eukaryota; Metazoa; Arthropoda; Insecta; Hymenoptera; Apidae. The transcript has 7 exons. The record is from RefSeq and is a predicted model, not a curated record. The annotation marks the transcript as partial.